AUGGCGGCGGCGGCGGCGGCGGCGGCAGCGGGCGGGUGGGGGCCGGAGGCGGAGGAGUUCGAGGACGCGCCCGACGUGGAGCCGCUGGAGCCGACGCUGGCCAAUAUCAUCGAGCAAAGGAGCCUCAAGUGGAUCUUCGUGGGGGGAAAGGGGGGAGUGGGGAAGACGACGUGUAGCUGCAGCCUGGCUGUGCAGCUCUCCAAGGUGAGGGAGAGUGUCCUCAUCAUCUCCACUGACCCAGCCCACAACAUCUCAGAUGCUUUUGACCAGAAGUUCUCCAAAGUCCCCACCAAAGUCAAAGGCUACGACAACCUCUUCGCCAUGGAGAUUGACCCCAGCCUGGGGGUGGCAGAGCUGCCUGAUGAGUUCUUUGAGGAGGACAACAUGCUGAGCAUGGGCAAGAAGAUGAUGCAGGAGGCCAUGAGCGCGUUCCCUGGCAUCGAUGAGGCCAUGAGCUACGCUGAGGUCAUGAGGCUGGUGAAGGGGAUGAACUUCUCGGUGGUGGUGUUUGACACGGCCCCCACGGGCCACACGCUGCGGCUCCUCAACUUCCCCACCAUCGUGGAGCGGGGCCUGGGCCGCCUCAUGCAGAUCAAGAACCAGAUCAGCCCCUUCAUCUCCCAGAUGUGCAACAUGCUGGGCCUGGGGGACAUGAACGCCGACCAGUUGGCCUCCAAACUGGAGGAGACGCUGCCCGUCAUCCGCUCCGUCAGCGAGCAGUUCAAGGACCCGGAGCAGACCACCUUCAUCUGCGUGUGCAUCGCCGAGUUCCUGUCCCUGUACGAGACCGAGCGGCUCAUCCAGGAGCUGGCCAAGUGCCGCAUCGACACCCACAACAUCGUGGUCAACCAGCUGGUGUUCCCCGAGCCCCACAGGCCCUGCAAGAUGUGUGAGGCCAGGCACAAGAUCCAGGCCAAGUACCUUGACCAG
This is a messenger RNA of Colius striatus (speckled mousebird), 930 nucleotides long. RefSeq names its product guided entry of tail-anchored proteins factor 3, ATPase (gene GET3). The annotation marks the transcript as partial. Gene Ontology annotation, molecular function: ATP binding; ATP hydrolysis activity. NCBI's taxonomy places the organism in Eukaryota, Metazoa, Chordata, Aves, Coliiformes, Coliidae. The record is from RefSeq and is a predicted model, not a curated record. The transcript has 6 exons. Gene Ontology annotation, cellular component: GET complex. Gene Ontology annotation, biological process: post-translational protein targeting to endoplasmic reticulum membrane.